Capra hircus (goat) is the source of this 3937-nucleotide messenger RNA. It is a transcript of the gene TFAP2C, whose product is annotated as transcription factor AP-2 gamma. Bases 1221 to 2699 code for a protein of 492 amino acids. Gene Ontology annotation, cellular component: nucleus. NCBI's taxonomy places the organism in Eukaryota, Metazoa, Chordata, Mammalia, Artiodactyla, Bovidae. Gene Ontology annotation, molecular function: RNA polymerase II transcription regulatory region sequence-specific DNA binding; DNA-binding transcription factor activity, RNA polymerase II-specific. The transcript has 7 exons. The record is from RefSeq and is a predicted model, not a curated record. Gene Ontology annotation, biological process: regulation of transcription by RNA polymerase II; anatomical structure development; regulation of cell population proliferation.
UGGGCACAGGGGCGCAGCCCGGCCCCACCCGAGGACAGUCCGGGAGGCGGGGGCCACUGGACCGAGGUCGGGGGCGAGGGCGCAGGAGCAGCAAACAGGCACCCACCGCUCGCCCUUCGACGGGACAGAGUCCGCGUCUCCGGACACCCCCUAUAGUGCGUUUCUCCGGGGUCCCCUUCCCGAAUCGGGCCUUUCCCUAAAUAUCCAGCCUCGGGAACGGGGCCUGGAAAGAGAGUGGCAGAUCCUACCCACAAAGCUUACCGGCCGGUUUCCUGCGAAGCAAAACAGCCCUUCUUCCCGUUUUCUCGGAAGAGCGCCGGGUCUACAACUCUUUAGAGGUGUCUUUUACGCACGAAACCUCCGUCCAAAGGCGUUAGAAGAGGCGGCCUGCCGGCGACACCUUUGCGGAGUCUCCUCCGAGGCGGGCUUGUCACCUGCUCCGCUACCCCCUCGGGGAGACAAGAAAACAGCAGAAGUUUGGCUUUCGAGAGAAGUGGGGGCUGGGGAGGGGGGCCCGCGCUGAGGCCAGAUGGGGCCGUAAGCGCUCGGGAGUGCUCCAUCCUGUCGGACAGGUUGAGCUAGAGUUUCGGAGAGUGGGAGGGAGGGAGGCGGCGAGCGGGAAGAGGAAGAAGACGCAGGCGGCGCGAGGCGUGCGCCUGGGCCCCGGGAGAAAGGCGAACGGUGGCUGCGGGGACGCGCGAGAGCCGUGCGCCCGGGGCACCUCGAGGGGCCGCUCCAGUUUGCAGGCCCGGACACCUCCGCUAGGGGGCGACGGCAUCCUGUCUCUCCGGGUUCCCCAGGCCCCGCUCCCGCUACCCCUGUGACCCGGGGACACAUGGCGACACGUCCUUUCAGAAUUAAGUCGGACAGCCCUGGGGCCAGGGGACAUGUACAGGCAAGGCUGCCCAAUUUUCGGGGUCCUUCCUCCUCCCUGUGUGCCCGAUUGAUGGGGAGACUGACGAUGGUCGGGCAGGACGGUCUCACUUCGCCGUGGUCUCAUAUCGGUAGCCCGGGAGCACACUCCUGGCUCCAGCGGGUUCCAUCCUGAAUCCCUGGGGCGGCGCUGGGCGGCCGGCCCGGCUAGGGAGGGUCUCUCGCCCGGAGGUCUUUGUCCUGAGGGCGUGGAAGGGAGGGUCCCUGGGGCGGGGAAAAAGCGCAUUUCUUGCGCGGCGCGCAUUAUCCGCGCGCGCCUCUUCCCCACUUUUGCGGACAACUCUGGCAUGUGCGGACUUGUGGGCGAUCGCACUCUGCGCAGCGUGCAGAGCUUCUCCCAGGAUUCUUGCCUCAGCUUCUCCCGCCCCAAGACCUGGGAUGCGGACUGGGAGCCCCUGAUUGCCUCGGGCGACAGAGCGCCCAGACCUUCGCCGCCGGGCCCCGGAGGCACCUUCCCCCAGGAUCGCCACGACGCGAGCAGCAAUGGGAACCCGCGCCUGCCUCACCUCUCCUCCGCCGGGCAGCAUCUCUACAGCCCCGCGCCGCCCCUCUCCCAUACGGGAGUCGCCGAAUACCAGCCGCCCCCCUACUUUCCGCCUCCCUACCAGCAGCUGGCUUACUCUCAGUCGGCCGACCCCUACUCGCACCUUGGAGAGGCGUACGCCGCUGCCAUCAAUCCCUUGCACCAGCCCGCUCCCACCGGCAGCCAGCAGCAGGCCUGGCCCGGGCGCCAGAACCAGGAGGGGGCCGGCCUGCCCUCGCACCACGGGCGCCCGGCCGGCCUGUUGCCCCAUCUCUCUGGACUGGACGGCGGCGCCGUGAGCGCACGCAGGGAGGCCUACCGACGCUCGGACCUGCUACUGCCCCACUCGCACGCCCUGGACGCCGCGGGCCUGGCCGAGAACCUGGGGCUCCACGACAUGGCACACCAGAUGGAGGAGGUGCAGAAUGUGGACGACCAGCACCUACUUCUGCAUGAUCAGACAGUUAUUCGCAAAGGUCCUAUUUCCAUGACCAAGAACCCCCUGAGUCUCCCUUGUCAGAAGGAGUUGGUAGGGGCUGUGAUGAAUCCCAGCGAGGUCUUCUGCUCAGUCCCUGGAAGACUGUCCCUCCUCAGCUCUACAUCUAAAUACAAAGUGACAGUUGCUGAAGUCCAGAGGCGGCUGUCCCCGCCUGAGUGCUUAAAUGCCUCAUUACUGGGAGGUGUUCUCAGAAGAGCCAAGUCUAAAAAUGGUGGCCGGUCCUUGCGGGAGAAGUUGGACAAGAUUGGGUUGAAUCUUCCAGCUGGGAGACGGAAAGCGGCUCACGUCACCCUCCUGACGUCUCUCGUGGAAGGUGAGGCAGUUCAUUUGGCUCGGGACUUUGCCUAUGUCUGUGAAGCAGAAUUUCCUAGUAAAUCUGUGGCUGAGUAUUUAACCAGACCUCAUCUUGGAGGGCGGAAUGAGAUAGCAACUAGGAAGAACAUGCUGCUGGCUGCACAGCAAGUGUGUAAAGAAUUCACAGAUCUUCUCAAUCAAGAUCGAACUCCCAACGGGAACAACCGACCCACCCCGGUCCUGGAGACCAACAUUCAGAACUGCUUGUCUCAUUUCAGCCUGAUUACCCACGGGUUUGGCAGCCAGGCCAUCUGUGCCGCAGUGUCUGCUGUGCAGAACUACAUAAAAGAGGCCCUGAUAGUCAUAGACAAAUCCUACAUGAAUCCCGGAGACCAGAGUCCAGCCGAUUCUAGCAAAACCCUGGAGAAAUUGGAGAAGCACAGGAAGUGAAACGAGGGGGUGGGGAACCAAGGGCCGAAGAGUUCGGAAGGAAAAGGACUCCCAGAUCAUCUCGACCAGGACAGACUGGGCACCCUGCUUACCUGGGGGGCAGGGUUGUUACCCACCUUCCCAUGAAAAAAGGCCUCCGUUGAUUUCCAGCUCUUCACGUGCCCUCCUGGAUUUCCUAGUAUUUAGGGGGUGCUGAAGCGUCUCCUUAACUCUGGACAAGAUGUUGGAAGUGCUGGUUCUUUACUCAUUAAGCUUACGUUUUAUUUUUUUGGAACCCCAUUCUUCCUUACUCUGGAAGUGGUGCUACAAGUUUUCGAACGUUUUGAAUAAAUCCCCGGGCUAACAAAAACUCACAUUCACUCAGCUGUUGAAAGGUCAAAUUGAUGGGAUUCAGAUCAACAAUAACUUUUAGUGUUGAGGUGAAAGUAUUUAUGUAGUUUCUUCAGCCUCGUCCUGCAAUACCAAUAAAUAGGAGGCAAGGAUUCUGUCCACCUAGCAACUGGUUAAUAGGUGGCAUUUGUAACACUUUAAAACCCCUUGUUCAAAGGGGCCCUUUGGGUUUACGAAACUUGUAGAAACAAAGCCUGCUGAUGACUUUAUGUUUUUUCUUUAAAAAAAAAAAAAACUUUGAAAGUUAACUCUUCAAGGAGGAGACUCUUUGAAAUGACAUAUUCCUUUAAGGUAUGGAAGCUUUAUUUUGCAUAUUUAUUUCACAUCUUAGUGAAACUUGAAAAGGGUAGGCAUGGAGCAUUUUUUCUUUUUUUUUGCUGUCUGUCAUCCCCCAGUCCCAGAGGAGGCUCUGUAUUUUGAGAAACUGAGUUGAGUGUACAGAUUUUAUUUAUGCAUAAUUUAAUGGGGUCUGUAAAUACGGGUGCACUUCUUAUGACUUUUUGAGAAACGGGAUUCGAUUUUAAUAUUAACUUUUAAAGGUGACGGGGUAAUCUAAGACGUAUCUUUAGGUUUUAUUCGUAUGUACACAGGGUAUUGAGUUAAGAGGAUCUUCAGCUCUGUUCUUGACUCUGGAAGACUUAUUUAAUUGAAGCUGUCUGUCCACAAAGCAAUAACUUUGUCUUGUUCCUGUUGGGCUGACCCCCCGAAGAGGUACAGUGCGAGGUACAGUGUGUAUGGGUGAAAAUGGAGUUUUGGAAUUGAACUCCUUGCCUGUAAAGGUUCCCUAAAUAAUUGUUGUGUAUAUGAAACCUGUAUAAUAAAAAGUAUUCUCGAUAGAAGCUGUGAAA